ACCACUAGAUGGCGACAACGCAUUAAGUUGUAUUCUAGCUGCCUUAGCAGAAAAAGAAGAAGCUCUAAAUAACAACAACACGGCUAGUGGCGUUAGCUGGAAGGAAAGUGGGGUGUAUUAUUUUCUUCUGAUUUGGAACAUAUUAACAGCAGGUACGCUGGAAUUUUCUGACACACACUCGGACAUGUCCUAUGUCUUCAUCAACGACUCGUCGCAGACCAACGUGCCUCUGCUGCAGGCCUGCAUUGAUGGAGACCUGCCCUUCAGCAAGAGGCUCCUUGAGACGGGGUGCGACCCCAACAUCCGGUGCUGUGUUGUCCUGCAUUGCAGUAACCACAAUGGAUCAACUCCACUGGUGCUGGCAAAAAGACGCGGCGUCAGCAAAGACGCUAUUCGUCUGCUGGAGGGUCUGGAGGAGCAGGAGGUGAAAGGUUUCAACAGAGGACCCCACUCCAAACUGGAGACCAUGCAGAUGGCCGACAGCGAGAGGUAAGCACGGUGGCAGGCUGUGUGGGUGGAGGGCAAAAGAGAGUGGUUAGCAAGGCAGAGGAAUGAGGGUGGAGACAGAGAAAGCACAUAGAAACUAUGUGUAGACUAAUUUAGUAGUGCCAAUCUGUGAUAUGAGGUUCAAAAGCAUGGUAAUUACUUGGAUGUUUGGUUUGUCUGAGGCAGGACAUGAGCACUCAUGCCAACGUUCACAUGUCAGGCACCAUAGGUGAGGACAAACUGGAGGUCAUUCAGGGAGAAAGGCUGUGAGCUC
Monopterus albus (swamp eel) is the source of this 760-nucleotide messenger RNA. It is a transcript of the gene ankrd46b, whose product is annotated as ankyrin repeat domain 46b. Lineage: Eukaryota; Metazoa; Chordata; Actinopteri; Synbranchiformes; Synbranchidae. The record is from RefSeq and is a predicted model, not a curated record. The coding region runs from base 185 to 493 and encodes 102 amino acids. The transcript has 3 exons.